Miscanthus lutarioriparius is the source of this 2496-nucleotide messenger RNA. The record is from the annotation of a GenBank genome assembly. NCBI's taxonomy places the organism in Eukaryota, Viridiplantae, Streptophyta, Magnoliopsida, Poales, Poaceae.
AUGGCUUGGCUAGAUAUCAGGCACGCCACUGUCCUCCUCCUGCUGGCAUCACCGUGUGCCACCGAUGACCGGCUCGUCCCCGGCAAGCCGCUCUCCCCUGGCGCCACCAUCGUGUCCGACGGCGGCAGCUUCGCCUUGGGCUUCUUCUCCCCCACCAACUCCACCCCGGGCAAACUGUACCUCGGCAUCUGGUACAACGACAUCCCCGGGCUCACCAUCGUGUGGGUCGCCAACAGAGAAACCCCCGUCACAAACAGCAGCAGUACUAUCUCUUCGCCACCGGCUCUGUCCCUGACCAACACCUCCAACCUCGUCCUGUCCGGCGCCGACGGCCGUGUUCUUUGGACAACCAACGUCGCCGGUGCAGAUACGGCGGGCAGCAACACUGCGGCGGUGCUUCUGAACACCGGCAACUUCGUCAUCCGGUCUCCAAAUGGCGCCACCUUGUGGCAGAGCUUCGAUCACCCGACCGACACGUUCCUCCCCGGCAUGAAGAUCCGGAUCAACUACAAGACGCGCGCCGGCGACCGGCUGGUCUCGUGGAAAAGCCCCGACGACCCAUCGCCGGGAACCUUCUCCUUCGGCAUGGACCCAGAGACAUCCCUUCAGAUAUUCAUCUGGAACGGAACGCGCCCGAUCUGGCGUAGCUGGCCAUGGGCGGGCGACUUAGUUAUCGGCCAGUACAACCAGGCGAUCACCAGCGCCGUCAACUACCUCACCGUUGUCAGCAGCCAGGACGAAAUCUACAUAGCCUUCAGCUUCUCGGAGGGCGCCGCGCAUACAAGGUACGUGCUCACAGACUCCGGCAAGUACAACUUCCAAAGCUGGAACAGCAGCUUGUCUGCGUGGACCUUCCUCUGGGAUUGGACGUCUGGCGAGUGCAGCAGCUACGGCCACUGUGGCCCGAACGGCUUCUGCGACAACACGGAGUAUCCCCGUCCCGCGAUGUGCAGGUGCCUCGACGGUUUUGAGCCGACGGCCUUAGAAGAUUGGAACAGCCGCAGGUUCUCUCAGGGGUGCCGGCGAAAGGAGGAGCUCCGGUGCGGCGACGACCAUUUCUUGGCCUUGCCGGAGAUGAAAUCGCCGGACAAGUUCGUGCACGUCGAGAACCGAACCUUGCAGGAGUGCGAAGCAGAGUGCACAAAAAACUGUUCGUGCGUGGCGUAUGCUUACGCCAAUCUGAGCACCAGCAGAACCAAGGGGGACUGGACGAGGUGCUUGGUGUGGGCCGGCGAGUUGAUCGACACGGAGAUGGCUUUUGGCCCAGAUACUUUGUACCUCCGGAUUGCACGCUUGAACGCAGGUACGAGGCCAAAGAGCAACACAAUAAAGAUUGUGCUGCCUGCAGUUUUGUUAAGUGUGCUCAUACUCACUGCCAUUUCCCUUGCAUGCUUCAAGUUCAAAGGUAAAAUAAGCUAUGGGGCAAAGCGUAGGAAGCUAAUUUUCGAUGGCAUGAGUAUAUCGGAUGAACUAGAAGAAGGAAACCAUGCCCCAGACUCUGAAUUCCUCUCUGUUAGAUUUGAGGAUAUCGUGGCCGCGACAUGCAAUUUCUCAGAGGCAUGUAAGAUUGGACAGGGGGGGUUUGGUAAAGUUUAUAAGGCAAUGCUAGAUGGCCAUGAAGUUGCUAUCAAAAGGUUAAGCAAGGAUUCUGAGCAAGGAUCAAAGGAAUUCAGGAAUGAAGUCAUUCUGAUUGCUAAAUUACAACAUAGAAAUUUGGUUCGACUCCUUGGUUAUAGCGUUGACAUUGAUGAGAAAGUUCUAAUUUAUGAAUACUUGCCUAAUGGAAGCUUAGAUGCUACCCUUUUUGAUAAUUCAAGAAAAAUGAUGUUGGAUUGGCCAAUCCGAUUUAAUAUAAUCAAAGGGGUUGCAAGAGGACUUCUCUACCUUCACCAAGAUUCAAGACUGACAAUAAUUCAUAGAGAUCUCAAGGCCGCUAAUGUUCUGCUAGAUGGACAAAUGAGACCAAAGAUAGCAGACUUCGGCAUGGCAAGGAUAUUCAAUGAUAGCCAGGAAAAUGAAAACACUCAUCGUGUUGUUGGAACAUAUGGUUACAUGGCCCCGGAGUAUGCAAUGGAAGGUGUCUUCUCCAUCAAGACUGAUGUCUAUAGCUUUGGUGUUCUACUCUUAGAGGUUGUUACCGGUACAAGGAGAAGCUCCAUUAGUAGCACCACGGGUUUUCGAAACCUAAUAGUCUAUGCCUGGAACAUAUGGAAAGAGGGGAAUGCAAGAGAUUUGGCAGACCCAUCAAUUAUGGAUACUUGUUUGCUAGAUGAAGUCUUGCUUUGCAGUCAUGUGGCACUCUCGUGCGUUCAGGAAAACCCAACUGAUAGGCCACUUAUGUCAUCUAUUGUCUAUAGUCUAGAGAAUGGAAGCAUCACAUUGCCAACACCAAACAGUCCUAGGCACUAUGGACAGAGGGGUGGUGGUAUGGAGCAAAUAAGGGAUGAAAACAACUCCAUGAAUACCCUUACUCUCACAACAAUAGAGGGACGAUAG